GGUGGAGGCCCCUAGGUUUGGUCUUUGAUUCCGGAGGGAAGAGAGAGCAGCUUGGAGAAAGCAAGACGGAAUCGAGGGAUUUGCCUCCCGCCUCCUCCCCGAGGUAGCGGAGACAUCGCGGCAGCCGGAAGGGCGCAGCCGCUCGCCGGGCACUCACGCAGCAGUCGGGGAACAGGGAGAGCAGCCCCCGAGGCGGAGCCUCCCUCCUGCCUCGGGUUACCGCCGCCCCGACCUGGGGAAGAGAAGCGGACGCCGCGCUGGCCCCCUCAGCGCCCUGGCCGCGUGGCUUGCAGCUUAUUUUCCCAGCUGGCAAGCGUCGCGCUGCAGACAAGGGAAUGCCUGUGGUCCUGCGUGUUCCGGAGCUCAGGGAUCCCCUGAUCCCGCCAAGCCCCCUCCAGGAGCGGAAGGGUUAAGAAUGAUGAGGAAGAAGAGGAAGCGAGGCGCGUCCUCCGGCCCAUGCCGCAGCCACGGCCCGGGACCCGCCACGGCGCCCGCGCCGCCGCCCUCGCCGGAGCCCACGAGACCUGCAUGGACGGGCAUGGGCUUGAGAGCAGCAUCUUCCUGCGCCGCCGCCGCCGCCCUCGCCGCUGCCGCCGGGGCUGAGCAGCGCCCCCGCCCCCGGCUCUGCCUGCCGCCCCUGGCGCUGCUGCUUCUGUUGCUGCUCAGCCUCGGGCUGCUUCACGCAGGUGACUGCCAACAGCCAGCCCAAUGUCGAAUCCAGAAAUGUACCACGGACUUUGUGUCCCUGACUUCACACCUGAACUCUGCCAUUGAUGGCUUUGACUCUGAGUUUUGCAAGGCUCUGCGUGCCUAUGCCGGCUGCACCCAGCGAACUUCAAAAGCCUGCCGUGGUAACCUAGUAUACCAUUCUGCUGUGUUGGGUAUCAGUGACCUCAUGAGCCAGAGGAACUGUUCUAAGGACGGACCCACAUCCUCCACAAACCCUGAAGUGACCCAUGACCCUUGUAACUAUCAUAGCCACACGGGAGCCAGAGAACACAGGGGAGGGGACCAGAACCCUCCCAAUUACCUUUUUUGUGGCUUGUUCGGAGAUCCUCACCUUAGAACUUUCAAGGAUCACUUCCAGACAUGCAAAGUGGAAGGGGCCUGGCCACUCAUAGAUAAUAAUUAUCUUUCAGUUCAAGUGACGAAUGUGCCCGUGGUCCCUGGAUCCAGUGCUACUGCUACAGAUAAGAUCACCAUCAUCUUCAAAGCCCACCGCGAGUGUACAGAUCAGAAAGUAUACCAAGCUGUGACAGAUGACCUGCCAGCUGCCUUUGUGGAUGGCAGCACCAGCGGAGGGGACGGCGACACCAAGAGCCUGCGUAUCGUGGAGAGGGAGAGCGGCCGCUAUGUGGAGAUGCACGCUCGCUACAUAGGGACCACGGUGUUCGUGCGGCAGCUGGGUCGCUACCUGACCCUCGCCGUCCGCAUGCCUGAAGACCUGGCCAUGUCCUACGAGGAGAGCCAGGACCUGCAGCUGUGUGUGAACGGCUGCCCCCUGAGCGAGCGCAUUGAUGACGGGCAGGGCCAGGUGUCUGCCAUCCUGGGGCACAGCCUGCCUCACACGCCCUCGGCCCAGGCCUGGCCUGGCUACACACUGGAGACUGCUAACGCUCAAUGCCACGAGAAGAUGCUGGUGAAGGACAUCUAUUUCCAGUCCUGUGUCUUUGACCUGCUCACCACGGGGGAUGCCAACUUCACCGCCGCAGCCCACAGUGCCUUGGAAGACGUGGCGGCACUGCACCCCAGGAGGGAACGCUGGCACAUUUUCCCAAGCAGUGGUCGCGGGACUCCGCGUGGAGACAGCCAUUUGUCUGUCAGUCUAGGCCUCGCGUGCUCCAUCCUUAUUGUGUUUUUGUAGGCGUUGUCUCUUGUUUUGUUUCUGUUUUUGUCUAUAACAAAAUUUUAAAAUAUAUAUUGUCAUAAUAUAUUGAGUAAAAGAGUAUAUAUGUAUAUACCAUGUAUAUGACAGGAUGUUUGUCCUGGGACACCCACCUGAUUGUACAUAUUGUGUUUGACUGUUUUCACAUCUGUUGGAUGUAGUGUUCUUUGAUUGUAUCGAUUUUGUUUUGCAGUUUUGUGAAAUGUUUUAUAAUGUCCCUGCCUGGGGACCUGUUAGAAAGCACUUUAUUUUUUAUAUAUUAAAUAUUUAUGUGUGUACCUGGUUAGUAUGUAUAUAGUACACGUGCACAGACACCGUACGCAGCGUUCCCUUUGAAGAUGACCGGCGACGUCGUUUGUAGCUCUUCCUGGCUGCGCCCUCCCGUCCUCUCCCACUGCUGCUCAUCCCGCGCACGCAGCUUUCACCUGCCGCCUCCUGGCGCAGCUGCCUCGUUCCUUUGAACUAGCUCCUUACCCUCUUCUUCUGCCCUCACUCGAUGUGGAAGGACGACAGUUAACCCCCCUCCAGGUGCUUUUGGCUGUUCAACACUGAUUCUAGGACGCCCUCUCCCUCUUUUACAGCUGUCACUUUUUCAGAGGGUGGGGAGAAUGUUAGUACAGUUCUUAUUAACUAGGAUUGUUAUAUCUGAGCACUUACAGUAUGGUAGGUUGAAUGAAAACUGCUGUUUUUAUAGGUCAGAAGGGGCUAGUGAUGACAAUUUCACAGCUAAAUACCAGGCAUCUUGCUAGGCCCCGGCAGCUCUCAGACUUCUGUCAUCCCGUGUCCUUGUUUAAACUGCAGCUUUUCCCUCUUUUAACUCUAUUCUACAUUGAACAAACAAAACGCAAAAACAUAAAUUCAUUGCUCAUGCCUUGCUCUUAUCUCUGUAAUUUGUACAAGCCCGCAUUCUCAGCCUUCUCUUCCUCGGCUGUUUGGGCUCGGAAACACACUGCCCCCUGUGUUCACGCCCAGUAAGCCCUCCUCAGUCUCACUUUAGGAUCCCAGGGACUGGGGUUUGUUAGAUUCUUUAAUAUCAAGGCCCAGAUCCCAUCACAAAGUUCUCCUCUUCCUUGCCCCCCACACUGAGGUCUUCCUCACAGUCUUUGACACAUCUGUGUGCAUAAUGGAGUGGACUAGGGUGCUCACGGCAGAAGCGCUUCCUUGGCCUGACUGUGUGUAGCUAACUGGGUGCUGGUUAGUCCAGACAUUCGCACUGGGCAGUAUUGCACCCCAGGUGGCCUCUCCAUUUAAUCAGAUAACUCUCCCUCUUAACAUCUGUAGGUGACUAUUAUUUAGUCAUUUUACUUUAUAGUAAUUUCACCAAGCUACAUGAGAAACUCCUUGCCUCUACAAUUACAUUGUUGGCACCUCUUGCAAAAGGAGAACACCACCAACAAAAGGCAAGAACAGUAACUGAGAACAUGGACUCCGGGAUAGGUAGGUUUAUUUUGUUACAUCUAAAAUAUAAAUGUAUGGUUCCAAGAAUUAGUGGUAAUAUUUAUACUUUACCCUAAUCAUUUACAUAAAUGAAAACAAAAGUUAGUGAACUUUAAAUUUCACAGCAAUUUGGGUCAAGAUUAUGCUUAGUUUUAGUUGGCCAGGUAAUUUCUUCCUUUUGCCGUGUCCUGUUGAUGAGUGGCACUGCCAGAAGCCCAGACUGGCAGGAAAGAGGAUGUCAUUUUGUGAAGUUCUAUUUCUCUGUGAACUGAUCUAUCAGUCACAGGAUGGAGAUGUGGGUUCAUCCAGAGGUGGCAAGCCUCCUCUCGACCAUCUUCUGGUAUAUGAGAGAAUAAUCUUGGCCAGUCUGGGAAAAUCAUGAAGGCAUCCUGCUUACAGAGAGUUGAAACCCAAACCUGUUAUCCUUGUAUAAGAGCUGGACCGGGGGCCUACCUACCAUCAGCUCUGAACCGUGACUUCUUUUGUUCACUUACAGAAUUGUGUGCCAGGUUAGAAGCUAUAGUUAGCUAGUAAUUUUGUUACGUAAUUGAGUAGAAUGAAGGAAAAAUAUUUAGGGUACUUCUAACCACUAUUUUUGUGCAAAUAGUCUAAAAGUGAAGUAAAAACAGUAGAAGUUUUCUACAGUAUCUGGGUUUAGAGUGUAUAUGAUUAACAUACCUUUGUCCUUUUCAGGGAAAGCAAAACAACCACCUCUGCUAAUAGUUGGGAAAAGAAAAUUGGGUUGUUUUGCCAUAUCAUUUACCUGGAAAGGAUGCUUAAAAGCAUCCUACAUCACUAUUAUUAGUACCAGUGUAUUUAGCUGUUCUCCCUUUAUAGUCAGUAUCUCUGUAUGACACUGAGGUCCUCGCCACAGAUAACUGUUUCAGAAAUACAGGUAUUUCUCUAGAGAAGGGCCUGGUUUAUUUUCUCCAGUUUCUUUCAUAGAAUGUCUAAAGAAAAUGCUACUUGCACAUGUUGGUUUUUGAAAUCCUCCUUAACCAGAAGAGUGUCGGGUCAUACUAACACAUAGGUAGGAUGUAGCUGUUAAGACGUCUUCUGGGGGAGCUUAAACUUGUGGGAAAACACUGGUUUUCACAGAUGCUCCACGUGGCUGUCUUUAAAAGACUCGAAACAUUUUUUUGUGCUUCUCUUUGUUAUGCUUGGAAACUCCUACAGUGUGUAGAGUCUUUGCAAAGAAACCUUUAGAUGUGGUUCAUAGGUAUAUGAAUAAGUAUCUGUGUAAAACAGUGAGUGUGCAGUGUGUAAAUACUUUAAAUUAUUAUGGUAGAAAAAUAAAGUUACAUACCAUCCUGUGGAA
Messenger RNA from Balaenoptera ricei (Rice's whale), 4640 nucleotides. RefSeq names its product repulsive guidance molecule BMP co-receptor b (gene RGMB). Lineage: Eukaryota; Metazoa; Chordata; Mammalia; Artiodactyla; Balaenopteridae. The transcript has 5 exons. The coding region runs from base 416 to 1864 and encodes 482 amino acids. Gene Ontology annotation, biological process: BMP signaling pathway. Gene Ontology annotation, cellular component: plasma membrane. Gene Ontology annotation, molecular function: coreceptor activity. The record is from RefSeq and is a predicted model, not a curated record.